Maniola jurtina (meadow brown) is the source of this 1154-nucleotide messenger RNA. Its product is annotated as G patch domain-containing protein 4. The record is from RefSeq and is a predicted model, not a curated record. The transcript has 5 exons. Gene Ontology annotation, biological process: regulation of ribosome biogenesis. Gene Ontology annotation, cellular component: nucleolus. Gene Ontology annotation, molecular function: nucleic acid binding. Bases 112 to 1065 code for a protein of 317 amino acids. Lineage: Eukaryota; Metazoa; Arthropoda; Insecta; Lepidoptera; Nymphalidae.
AAAUGAUUUUGACAAGUUGCAUCUGUUGUCUUUUGUGGUUUUAGGUUAGGAUUUUAGAGUUGUUCACUGUUGUUUUUAAGUGUAGUUAGUUUCUUUUAAUUACUUCAAUAAAUGGAAUUCGCAAGAAAACAACUGGAAAAGUACGGCUGGACUGACGGCAAAGGUCUCGGCAAGGAUGAGAAUGGCAUAUCAGAGCCAUUGAAGGCUAAAAUAAAGCAUAGUCACACAGGCGUGGGGUACAAUCCUGCCUCGGAUUUCACAGAGCAUUGGUGGAGUGCUCUAUAUGAUAAAGCUGCUAGUAAUCUGGAAGUGGAAAAUAAAAAUGGCAAAACUAAAAAGAUAAGACGGAAAAGCAAUGAAGAGUUUGAAAUAACAAACAGCACGUGGAAAAUGAAGAGGAAGAAGAAAGAAAAACAGCAGGAGAAGGAAGAAUACUCAGAGUUCUUUGUCAAAACUGCUGUUAUGGGGCAAGGAGGCGAUAAAACCACUAGAGUAAGAGAUUCUGAUUCACAGUCAGAGAGUGAGAGUGAAUCCAAAGAUGCUGUAAAGAUGACAGAUGAAGAAUUGUUUGCAGCUUGUCAAGGAAGGACUGCGCAUAAAGGUGCCCGCCAUGGUCUAAGAGCAUUAGGAAAGCUAGCAAGAAUAGAACAGCAAGAACAAAUUCUUUUACAACAGAUAAAAUAUAAAGGCUAUUCCCAUCAUGAGAAAAUUAAAAAAAAUAGUGACACAGAUUCAAAAGUUGAAGACACCAAUUUGCACAGCGAUGGAGAAGUUGUUACCAUUAAAAAGAAAAAGAAGAAGAAAAGGCGCUCCAAUAGUACUGAAGUUCAAAAUACUGAAGCUGAAAACUUUGGUACUGACAAUACAAUAAAUGGAAAUGAAGUACCAAUUGGUAGAAAAUCUGCUAAAUCGAAAACUAAAAUUAUUGAAAUGAAUACUCAAAUUGGAAAUUCAGAAAAUGAAGAAAUAGUAAAAAGCAAGAAAAAGAAACGCAAACGCUAUAAUAAAGCAGAUGAUAGUGUGUCUAAUGAUGAAUUUAAAUUAAGCUUGAUGGAGGAAGGUUGACAAAGUAGAAAAUCAUUAUGUAUUUUAUAAUAUAUUAACCAUAAUGGUUUUUAUUAGUAUAUAAAAUAUUGAUAAAAGCAAUGAAUUGA